Molecule: messenger RNA, 1762 nt
Organism: Astyanax mexicanus (Mexican tetra)
Lineage: Eukaryota; Metazoa; Chordata; Actinopteri; Characiformes; Acestrorhamphidae
Product: serine/threonine-protein kinase pim-2-like
Exons: 6
Coding region: 87-1001 (304 amino acids)
Biological process (GO): protein autophosphorylation; regulation of mitotic cell cycle; negative regulation of apoptotic process
Cellular component (GO): cytoplasm
Molecular function (GO): ATP binding; protein serine/threonine kinase activity
Source: RefSeq, a predicted model, not a curated record
UGCUCGGAGGCGGAGCGAGUUAACAGUUCUCCCGACGUUUUGUGGAAAUAUUUACGUUUUUUGAACUACAGAACUUGUGAACAAAAAUGGUGGACAAACUUAUGGUAGCGCUGCGCCAGGACGAUGUAGAGGAUGUGAGGGGAAAGACUGCUCCAGCUAAAGAGCCCUUUGAGAAGCAGUACAAGUGUGGAGCUCUUUUGGGAAGCGGAGGAUUUGGCUCUGUUUUCGCUGGGCAGCGUAUUGCAAUUAAACAAGUAUGCCGUGACAAAGUACAACAGUGGGCGCGACUGCCUGAUAAACCAAGCUUGGUGCCCAUGGAGAUUGCUCUCCUGCUGCAGCUAGGAAGAGAGUCACCAGCGGGACCAUCUCACCGCGGCAUCAUUCGCAUGCUAGACUGGUUUGAGGUCCCUGGGCAGGGGUAUCUAAUCGAGAGACCACAGCCAUGCAAGGAUCUGUUCGACUUCAUCACUGAACGUGGUGUUGUGGAGGAACCUCUCGCACAAAGGUUUUUGAAACAAGUCGUUGAAGCUAUUCAGUUCUGCCAUUCAAAAGGAGUCGUGCAUCGCGACAUCAAAGACGAGAACAUCCUGGUGGACACCCGAACUGGAGACCUCAAGAUCAUUGAUUUUGGAUCUGGUGCUCUGCUUAAGGACUCUAUUUACACUGACUUUGAAGGAACCAGAGUUCACAGUCCUCCAGAGUGGAUCGUUCAUCAGCAGUACGAGGCCGUCCCCCUCACUGUGUGGUCCCUGGGGGUCUUGCUCUAUGACAUGGUGUGUGGGGACAUUCCCUUUGAGAUGGACAGAGACAUUGUUAGUGCCAACACCAGUUUCACUAAGCGUACCUCCAAAGAGUGCCAGUCCCUUAUUCGCUGGUGCCUUUCCUUCCAUUCUAAAGACCGACCAACCCUGGAGCAGAUUUUGCAGCAUCCCUGGAUGUUGGAGAGCGCAAAAGACACUGGAGAUUUUCAAGAGGAGAGCAGCAUCUCUCCAAGCCUUUAAAAUAAAAUGGACUAAAGAUUUUCACAGUAGAAACUUCAUAUCCUCUGUUUUUGUUUGUACACUGGACUUUGUCUCACACUGGUUGCCAGCUUCUCAACACAUCAUUAUUUAUCACACUCUUUUUUUUUAGUUUACUUUUUAUAUUCUUGGGCAUAUUAUUUUGCCUCCUGCAGACACUAUAUCAGACUAUCUGGUGUCUUUUGCCCAGAAUGAUCCGGCCCUGUUAUGCUGCAGCUCCUCGUGUGCACUCCGAACCUACAGUACAUCCCACACGACCGGAGUUGGAGAUAUUUUUGUUUAUUUUAUUUAUUACUGGUUAUUUAUUGUCAAACAUGCAUAUUAGGUAUAUGUUUUGGACUAUAGGAAUAGUGAAGUUUCUGUAGCUGAAAGCAGGCGUUACAGUCUGCUUUACUGAGUUCUCUAUCAGACUGAAUGUUUUAAGAAAACGUAAGGUAACUUGGCGAUGCCUGGUUUUACAGGUUAUUAGUACAAGUUUUGUUCUUAUCCUCGUUUUAAGGCUGUUUUGUAUCCAUGUUCAAAACAGGACCAACUUUGACCAGAUCAUUAUUUGUUCUUUUUUGGACUGUUUUAAAUUCAAAUAUUUAUUUAAGGUGUUUGAACAUGUUAAGUUUUACCGAAUUAUUAAAUCCCUGCCGUUUUGCUCGGGUUUGCAUAACAACUUUGCUGUAAAUACUUGUGUAUUGUUUUUUUGUAAUGUGGCAGAAUUCACAUGACCUUAUUUAAAAGAAAUCUAAAAAUCA